Colletotrichum orchidophilum is the source of this 570-nucleotide messenger RNA. RefSeq lists its product as uncharacterized. Bases 1 to 570 code for a protein of 189 amino acids. The transcript has 2 exons. Lineage: Eukaryota; Fungi; Ascomycota; Sordariomycetes; Glomerellales; Glomerellaceae. The record is from RefSeq and is a predicted model, not a curated record.
AUGUAUCACGAUGUUCGAACUCUCGUUGCCAUCUGCAUUCUGUUCUAUGGCAGAGCGUUCAUUCCCACGGCCGAGGCGCACGAUGGAUACAUAUCUUUUGCCACACAGAUGCGUCUGUACCGCCGCCGAUGCCUGCGGCAAGAUGUUCAAAGUUUGGUGAGGCACGGAAACUUGGACCAGACUAUGCAUGACGAGGCAGGCGGCAAAGCUUCACCUAGCUUCAAUGAGGUGUUGAAAACGCGAUACCCGUCGGAAUCCAACAAUACAACGGCAUCCCCACACCACCUGGAGCUGGUAAUGAUGCGGAUGCCUAUUACAUGGCAAGACAUGUUGGCGCCUGCCCGUCCGUACACUCGUGACUUUGGAGGGCUGGGCGGCUGGGGAUGCACACGAGACUCGGGCGAACCAGUCAGUGAUAUUGGUGCUAGCCAAUAUGGAAGCAAAAUGGCGACGUUCCGAGAGAGACUUGAAGACAGCGAAAUUGAAGACUUCUACUGUAGGAUCCUGGAGGAGGGCGAGAGCGCGGGCAAUGGCAGCCAUCGGAGGAUUGGAGACUCCAUGAUCAAGUAG